Caenorhabditis sp. 36 PRJEB53466 is the source of this 2061-nucleotide messenger RNA. The record is from the annotation of a GenBank genome assembly. NCBI's taxonomy places the organism in Eukaryota, Metazoa, Nematoda, Chromadorea, Rhabditida, Rhabditidae.
AUGAAAUUUUUCGCGAUGCCAUUGAAAGCAGAGUCGAUUUUCAGCUUUUCUGUGAGUGAUUCUUUCAGCUUUCCAUUUAGAUUCUUGCUGUCUAGGGACUGUUUCUCGUCGCUCUUGCACUUUUGCCAUCUCUGGCCGGCUGUGACUCUACAAUUGCAAGUCCUGUUUCCGCUGCUCCUGCUUCCGCUGCUCCUGCUUCUGCUGCUCCUGCUUCUGCUGCUCCUGCUUCUGCUGCUCCUGCUUCUGCUGCUCCUGCUUCUGCUGCUCCUACUGCAGCUCCUCCUUCUACUGCAGCUCCUACUACUGCGGCUCCUACUCCUGAGCCCACCACUGUCAUUCCUACGACUCUGCCUCCAGUACUCGACGUUAACCCGAAGAGAAUAUUCGACACAAAUGCUCCGUUGACCUCCAUCUUCGGUUAUUUCGCUCUCGAUUCCCAGGACUUGUCAGUGACCCUCUUCCUGCUCGAUAUUAUUGUCUUUUUUAAGUGAAUCGUACCGUCCCUCAUGGGCUUCCGUUUGGAAAAUUGACGAUACGCACGACGUCAACAACGGCGAGUUCCACAUCGCUUUCUGGCCGCCCAAGUACUGUCAAGCGUGAGUUUAGGUCUUCAGAAUUCGAGGGAGUAACCAGACAAUCAUAGAGUGUACGUGUGUAUGCCAUCCAAAAAGGACUACAAUCCUUCGUCGCAUUUCGAAACGGAAAAGGGCCUCUGUUCUGACAGCUACAUCAAGUUCUACCCGCACGCGAAAAAGUUUGUCUUGAGUGAGUAGUUCCUCUGAUGGCACCGGAAUCAACGAGUCUGUUAAGAGGCUGGCAGUGCGCAAACGGAAGAUGUGGAGAAGUUCUGGAUGAGCAACCGUCUCAUCUUCGAUCUCAACGAACAGUUCGAGGCGGAACUGCAUGUUUUAGACGCCGAACCGACGAACUACAAGACCUGGCAAUCGGAGAGUGAUAACAAAACGAGAUUCAAGUUUAAUCUGAAAGAUAAGGACUUGUUGGUCUUGACUAACAGGUGAGCAAAGUGUGGGAUGUGCAGGUUGAAACGAGUGAAUUUGCAGUCGCAUGUGCCAAGUGAACAAGAUCGGCUCAAACUUCUACCCAUUGUUCGGUUUGGAAAUCACCGCUUCCACUUCUGGCGUCUUCCCUGAAUGGCUGAAUGACGGUGAAAAGUACGUCCGUACAGACUCCCUCCCGUCGCUUCAGAAGACUGGCCUUGGAAAAACGGUCGACUUGCUGGAUGUGAGUUUUCAUUCACUUUGUAUUUCUUGUGAAUUACGAUGUUCAGUUCGUCACGAAACUGAAGUGGAGUAACGGAAACGUCGGCAAACUGACAAGAACUUGCGAUCAGAAACGGAUCCAGACGAGCGGCAGAACUGAGAAACCAAACUCUCUGUUCAGAAAAGUGUCUGCUCAAUCGUAUGACGUCAACGUUCCGAACCGCAAUUGGAACGCUAAAUCGGAGAGAAAGUUCACUUUGAGCGUGCAAAAAUGUCACUGGUUCCGUCUCUGGGCCACCCACCCAGACACCAAAAUCGAGGAGUACAAGGACAAAAUGAAACUGGGAGAAACGUUGGACGUCUUCCUCAACGAAGGAUUCUACUUGACUCCUGAAUCUAGUCAGUUCUUUCCCCAAUUCUUUCCAAUCAACUUUGUUCUCAGAUGAAGCACAUCCACUUCCGGACGUCUAUGAACUGACGAAGUUCACGAUCAAGGCUCAGAGAGACGAUACCGGGGACUAUGAUGAUCUAGUCGGGUUUGACUCUAAAAGCAUUGGACAAACUAUCAAUUCCAGGUCGAGAUGUCGUACGGAGAAAUGCAAGGAAGACGAAUUUAUCGAGAGUUUUUCAAUAUUCCGUGGUUGAAAGAGACGCAUUUCAAAGUGCACAUCAUCAAAGCUCCGGGUUGCGAAUUGGGAAUCGACGGGGUCAGUUGGGAUUGUCGGUGACUCGUGUAUCAUUCGUUCAUUUGCAGGACACGCAGACAUGGUCUGAUUACGACACCGGAAGACCCAACCAAAUGUGGGAUAUCAACAGUUGUGAGUACUCGUUCUUCCAGUAG